AUGGAUAAUUUAUUGUAUUAUAAAUAUGACAACAAAUGUGAAACUCAUAAAGAGCACGACAUUAAAUUGAUUUGUUCAACAUGUAAGGUAGUAGUAUGUGUUGAAUGUAUUGUUUCAGAGCAUACUGGUCAUAAACUUGAUAAAAUAGAUGCAGAGAACUGUAAAGCUUUCUUUGAAGAAUUUAAAAAUAAUCACUUUCAUAAUUUAGAAAAACAAGUUGAUGUCAAUAAAUAUCUAUUAAUUCAAUCAUAUAAUUUAUUUAAAUCAUUAGAAGAUAAACACACUGAAAAUGUAAAUACAAUCACAGAAGAAUUUAAAGAACUCUCCAAACAAUUAUCAACCAUUGAAAGUGAUAAAAUCAAACAAUUAACCUCAAUCUAUGGCGAAAAUAAAGAUAUCAAGGAAAACGUUUCAAACACUAUAAAAGAUAAUUUAAAAAAUAUUAAUUUAAUUAGAAAUAAAUAUAAAAAUACAAUAAAUCAAAUUAAUAUUGAUCAAAUCAUUAAUAAUAAUAGUUACACUAAUAGUUAUCAACAUAUUGAAAUCUUAAAACAUUGUUGUCAAUCACAAGUUUUAACAAAUGAAAACGUACUCAAGGAUUUAAUGAAUCAAUAUAAAAAUGUAACUAUUGUAAAUAAUAGUGAACAAGUUAAAAGUUCAGCAAAAGAAAUAUUUGAAAUUAGAGAUUCUCUCUCCAACUCAAAUAUUGCAUUUGACGAUUCUUUCUCUAUCUCAAAUGUAAAGGACCCAAUAAGAUAUACUGGUAAAUAUCCCCAUUCUGGAGGAGUUAAAUAUUUUAUUUAUACAGAUGAUUGUGUCGUUCCAAAAGGUACUACUCAUGUGGCUAUUGCACCAAGUGUUAAAACAAUCAAAAUUGGUUCAAUUCCAACAUCAGUUGAAUAUUUGGCCUUACUUGAUGGAUUCAAUGUUCCACUAACAGAAGGUAUGCUACCAAAAACAAUUGAAUAUCUAUUUAUUGGUGCAAUUAAAAAACCAAUAUUAAAAGGUUCAAUUCCAGAUGGUAUUAGAUAUGUGUAUUUAUUAGAUGGAUUUAAUCAAGCAAUAAGUGAAUUACCACCAUCAAUUAAACAAUUAUUACUUUUUGAUACUCCUUUAACAAAUUUCGGAUCAUACGCAGGUCCAAUUUUUAAAAGUCCAAAAUAUAAACAACAACUCACUUGCCCAGGUGUGGUCGAUUGGAAUGGUAAUGGUUGGGAGUUUAAAGCUGAAUUUUAA
Molecule: messenger RNA, 1236 nt
Organism: Dictyostelium discoideum AX4
Lineage: Eukaryota; Evosea; Eumycetozoa; Dictyosteliales; Dictyosteliaceae
Exons: 3
Coding region: 1-1236 (411 amino acids)
Molecular function (GO): zinc ion binding
Source: RefSeq, a predicted model, not a curated record